Messenger RNA from Prosopis cineraria, 1741 nucleotides. Its product is annotated as codeine O-demethylase-like. The record is from RefSeq and is a predicted model, not a curated record. The transcript is spliced from 3 exons. Bases 1029 to 1631 code for a protein of 200 amino acids. Lineage: Eukaryota; Viridiplantae; Streptophyta; Magnoliopsida; Fabales; Fabaceae.
AUAGCCAUGGCAUCGUCUUUGCCUGCAAACUUGAUAACCUGUGAUCCAUCUUCGUUGUGUUUGCAAGAGCUCGUUAAGAAUCCUCUUCCCUCUCUUCCUAAACGCUACAUUCGUGAAGAUCAUUAUCAGCUCUCUGAAACCCUCACUGAUGCAACACCAAUACCCAUUCUUGACAUGAACCACUUGCUCUCUGGAGAACACACAGAGAUUGAGCUCCAGAAAUUGCACUCAGCUUGUAGAGACUGGGGUAUAUUUCAGGUUGUGAACCAUGGAGUCAGUGAGGAGGAGCUAGAGAAGAUCAGAAACGAGAUUGAAGGAUUUUUCAGGCUGCCACUGCAAGAGAAGAUAAAGUACAAGAUAAGGCCAGGUGAUGUUGAAGGCUAUGGAACUGUAAUUAGAUCACAAGAUCAGAAACAAGAUUGGUGUGAUAGGUUCUACAUGACCAUCAACCCCCUCCACAAACGAAAACCAUAUCUUUUCCCACAGCUCCCUUUAUCCCUCAGGCUCUCUCUCUCUCUCUCUCUCUAUAUAUAUAUAUAUAUAUAUAUCUCUAUAUAUAUAUAUGCAAGUAUGAUAGAUUGAUUUGAGAUGAAGGAAAAUGAAAAUAAUCAAGAAUAAUAGAAAAAGAAAUUAGAAAACAAAACAAGCAACAAAGUAGCCAAAUUAAUGGAGUGAGUGGGUAAAGAUAGAAAGAGGGUAAAAAUAGAAAAGACAAACUGAGAGGAAGGCAAAUUAAUACCAAUUCUUAUUCAUUCAAAAGGCAUACAAAGCAAAUACGUUAAAGCGUUAUUUAUAGACCUUAACCCAACCUAAAAAUAAAAGUAUUAAAAGCAUAAUAUUAUAUAAAUCCUAAUAUUUAAAUGCAAAUAUUCUAAAAUAAUUUAAAAGAUAACAUAGUAAAAUAAAAGAGAUUCAAAUCAAACCCAAAGAUUAUUCUAAUAAAAUAAAAAUAUUAAAUCUAAUUAAUUCUAUAUCCCACCCCACAGCAGCAUACCAAACUAGCCUGUGGCUUUGAUUACUGUAAAUAUAUGUGCAGGACUGUCUUGGAUUUAUACAUACAAAAGGUGCAGAAUCCAGGAAUGACACUUCUGGGUCUGCUGGAAAAGGCUCUGAAAAUGGAGGAGAGAGACAUGAGGGAGGUGUUUGAGGAUGGGAUGCAGUCAUUGAGGAUGACAUACUAUCCUCCAUGCCCAAAACCAGAGCAGGUGAUGGGGUUUGGUGCUCAUUCAGAUGCUACAGGAAUCACUAUCCUGAACCAGGUCAAUGGAGUGAGUGGCCUCCAGGUUAAGAAAAAUGACAUCUGGCUUCCCGUGAACGUCCUGUCUAACGCCCUCGUUGUCAAUGUCGGAGACAUUCUAGAGAUUAUGAGCAAUGGCGUCUACAAAAGUGUGAGGCACAGGGCAACAGUGAAUUCAGACAAUGAAAGGAUCUCCAUGGCUUUGUUUUUCCUCGCCAAACUUGAGUCUGAAAUUGGACCUGCAAUGAGUCUGAUCUGUCCAGAAAAUCCUCCUUUGUUCAAAAGGGUUGGAAUGGAGAAAUAUGUAAAUGAUUUCUUCUCUAGUAAACAGCAAGGGAAGUCAUUCUUAGAGCACAUGAAGAUCAAACAAGAAUAUCUCACCAGUACUAUAUAAUCAUCCGUUGUUAAUUAGCAUAAGUGUGACUCUGGGUAUAUCUAUCAUCUUGUGUAUGUUAAGGUGGUUAGGACUGAAUAAAAGUGACAUGUGAUAAAGCGUAUGUAUUA